AUAAAAUAUUACAAUAUUCUAAAACGGCACUUGGAAAACAACUGCCGAAGUAAAUGUGGGUAAAUUUCAGCGAGCUGAAGAAGGUGUGUUCGCUAGAACUGUUGUUUAUGUCAAUUUCAGGGCCAGCGGUUUCAAUCUCUCUCUAGCCGCAAUUUUAGGAGAAGAUCAUGUAGGCAAUUAUUACAUCUACUCUCUGUCUAGUUUGGUAUUAUAAUUGUCCACAAAUAGCUCCCUUCAUAAUUCGAAACGCUUUUCAUCGCCACAAGUCAAUGACGAUGGGUACACGCCCAGUUUUGCGGAGUUUAAUCAACGAACUUUUAGUAGUUCAGAAAUAUUUUUCAACAUCCAGGAACUGCAAGCUUCUUAUGGGCCGCUUGCAUCAAAACACCAGAUGUUCCGCAAGAUUUUUCAGUUCAUCAGCUGUGGGAAAUCAGCAAUCUCGUCAGGAAGAAAGCAAAGAAGAACGUUUUCAUAAACAAAGGAGAAAUAUAGGGCUUGUCAUCGGAUCAUCUGUCGGCCUGAUUAGUUCGCUGUAUUUUUUACUCAGAAGACUAAAUCAAGCUCGUGCCGAAGGGAAAAAUCUUCCCAUUGAUUCUAACCCUGAAAGAAACGUGGUUGAAAGUCAAGAUAAGGGAGAGGACGAGACAGAAGGGAAACGGAAGAAGGAUAGACAUGGAUUCAAAGAGAGGAGGAUUAUUGAGUAUGAAAAUCGAAUCAGACAAUACAGUACUCCAGACAAGGUGUUCAGAUACUUUGCAACACUAAAAGUUGUGCACAUUGGUGGGGACAAUGAGGUGUUCAUGACACCUGAGGAUUUUGUGAGGUCAUUGACUCCAGGAAAAAUUCAACCAGCUGGAUUGGGACUUGACGAACAUGAAAGAUUUAAUCCAGAGAAACACUAGUAUAAAGGAGAGCUUUCUGAACGCUUGGGCCAGGAGAGUGUUUUUUUGAGAAUGGGAGAAUAUGGCCUAAUUUCCUUCUCAGACUACAUCUUUCUUCUAACAGUUUUAUCCUUGCCACCCAGAAUGUUUGAAAUUGCAUUCCAAAUGUUUGAUUUGAAUGGAGAUGGAGAAGUUUCACCUGAGGAAUUUGAAAAGGUUCAGAAUAUCCUUUUUAGCAUGACUCAAACUGGGAUGCGGCAUCGUGAUCAUGCAGUGACAGGUAGUGUCCUAUCUGCACAUGUGAACAGUGGUAUCAAAGAGUACUUUUUUGGAAAAGAUUUGAAGAAGAGGCUGACUGUGCAAAGAUUCAUAGAGUUUCAAAGAAAUUUACAACAAGAAGUCAUGUAUCUGGAGUUCAAUUCCUAUGACCCUGAGGAUGGCCGUAUUAAAGAAUGGGAGUUUGCAGACAUGCUUCUUACUUACUCUAGUUUCCAUGAAAAGAAGAAAGUGAAAAUUUUGAGAAAAGUAAAGAAAAUUUUUAAAGAAAAUCCUCAGGGAAUAACAUUCAAAGAUUACUUGGCAUUCUUCAGCUUCAUGAGAAACAUUUCUGAAGCAGAUAUGGCUUUGAGUUUUCACAAUGCAGCAGGCAAAGCGAUUGACCCAGAAACAUUCAAGCAGGUUGCAAAGACAGUGACAGAUGUUAACUUGAGUGAUAAUGUGGUUGACGUUGUAUACAAGAUGUUUGAUGAAAAUGAUGAUGGUGUUCUUAGUCACAGAGAAUUUAUUGUUGUGAUGAAGAAUCAACUUGUCAGAGGAUUAGAAAAUCCUAAGGAUACAGGUUUUAGUAGACUGAUGCAGGCCAUUUGGCACUGUGGAAAACACAUGACAUAUACCACACUGCAUCCAAAGAAACAAUCUACUGAGGACUAAGAAAUUAUCUUGUUGGACACAAAGAUCAGAAUGCUGCCAUGAAAAUUGAUUUGCUGCUUGUCUCAGUAUUGAGUAAAUUACAAAUAAAAGGAUUUAAUUGAAGGAGUGAGGUUCAUGCACUAGCCUGCAAUAAUGGUGUACAUUAACAGUCAUCUUUUAAUAACGUUCAUAAGGAGCUGACAAAUUGUGGCUUGUAUGAAUAAUGUAAAGAUUUUGAAUUCCAAGCAUUAACCGUUAUGGCCAGUAAUUUUUAGCUGGCAUGGGAGUUUGCCCAUUUGUUGCAUGAAAUAAUGUAACACCUUGAAACUGUUUGCAAGUCAUAGAAAGAAGUGAAUUUGAAUAAUCUUUACAAAGAAGUACAACUCUUCUAUUUAGUGUAUUCAUUUGAUUGUAAGGUGACUUGAAUUAAUUUCAAAUAGCUUCUAGGUACCUGGAAGAAAUCCCUCCUAAAAUAUGGAUGUUUUUCUUAAAGAUAUGAGAAGUUAAAAUAAUGGCAUUAUUAAUAAGAUUACAUGCUUUGACAGCUAGUAUGAAGCACAUUUUGAUAUUAAUAACCUUGAAGACACAUAUUAAGAAUGGUAACAUAACGGAUUGGAGUACAGUGUGGUUUUUUAACAAUAUAACUUGGAGUUUGGUUUCAAGUGGGAAUGAUACAAAGUUUAUUAUAAAGCCAACCAUAUUGGAAAAUUCUUCACAAGGGAAUGGUACCUGACUAAUGAAUGAAUGAAUCUACCUGACUAAGUUUUUGAAAAAAUAUUUUUUAAUGAAAAUGUUGAACAAAGAGCUGAUUAGUAAAUCUUAACAUCUCACCUAGCUAACUCAAAAACCUUCGCAAGGGAUGCAUAGAGUGGAAAGUUGGAAGUAAGGAGUAAAAUAAAUCCCAUUGAAAGAAUUGUACAUGUAAACUACUUCUUGCCAAUUAAGACAGCUACAGAGUUA
Molecule: messenger RNA, 2750 nt
Organism: Stylophora pistillata
Lineage: Eukaryota; Metazoa; Cnidaria; Anthozoa; Scleractinia; Pocilloporidae
Product: calcium uptake protein 1, mitochondrial-like
Biological process (GO): mitochondrial calcium ion homeostasis; calcium import into the mitochondrion
Cellular component (GO): uniplex complex
Molecular function (GO): calcium ion binding
Source: RefSeq, a predicted model, not a curated record